Molecule: messenger RNA, 2187 nt
Organism: Pyrenophora tritici-repentis Pt-1C-BFP
Lineage: Eukaryota; Fungi; Ascomycota; Dothideomycetes; Pleosporales; Pleosporaceae
Product: TPR repeat, SEL1 subfamily
Biological process (GO): negative regulation of G2/M transition of mitotic cell cycle
Cellular component (GO): cell division site
Molecular function (GO): protein binding
Source: RefSeq, a predicted model, not a curated record
AUGGCCAACAAACCACAACGACCAGGCGGUCUCGAUCUGCGCUCCCACUCGUUCGAACCUCCCCAAUUCCCCAACUCGACUCUCGGCAGCAAUCCCAACGCCAGCAUGAGCAACCUGUCCCUCAUGUCCGACCUGCCCAGUCCGCGCACCGGCGAAGCACCUCCCGCACUCUCUCCUCUGGACGCUCUCGCCCUCCAGGGACGACUUCUCGCAAAGCGCUUCGAGCAGCAGGACAAGGCCGGUCGUCGCCUCAGUCGACUGGCGCCACUCACCAUCCAGAAUGAGUUCGGCAAUCGCUCCGGCUACUUUUCAUCCAUGUCCAGCUCGACUGUCAACUCUCCCAAUGAAGAGGCCGGCCCCGUCAGGUCACCUCAACCACAGCCGUCUCCCCGCCAGGAUGCUCAUGAGAGGCACAAGUCGUGCUACCCGCAGUUUGGCAACGAGGAGCCCGAGCCGCAAUUCGCCCUCGGCCCUCUCCAGAGUCCAAUGGCUACCAUUGUGGAAGCAAGCCCUGCCACCCCACCCCAGGGCUAUUUCGACAUACCCAGGUCGCACUCGCCCGAUUCAGUCGAGCCUCACUUUGGUCUCCGUGAAGCCACGCCCAUCAGUCCCCACGUGCCGCAACCCACUUCGCACAUGUUCCUCAGUCCACAGAGGAAGCCAUCAGUCGAGUCGCAGCAUCGCUCGCAGCCACGCUCUAACCUCCUCCCCCCGAGAUCAUCCAGCUCCAUACACUCCAAUCGCUCUCCACGACUGUCGCCGAGCAUGAGGUCUGUCACCGGAGACAGUUAUGGUGAUGUCGAGGACAUGUCGCUCAGCGGGUCGUAUGACUCGAUCCACCAGAACCGUAACUUGUCUCCUAGCUCUAGCGUAUCCAGGGCGCACUCUCCCUUUGCCCACCCUGGAGCAUCUGCAAUGGCACGAUCGCCGUCGGCCGCAUCCGACUACUCUCAAAACGGUUCCAUCCUCCCGCGCCCGUCCUACAACUUCUCACGACCCAUGAGCCGACAGAGCGCUCGCCCAUCAUUGGACGCAAGGUCGAACGGUGGGCCAUCGCGCCAACCAUCGCAGGAAAGUGUCAACAUGAGGCCUUCCUUUGACAGUCCACUCCGACGACAGGACUCGGGCGAUAGCCCUACUAACCAUUAUGCCAACGAUACUAUCCACACGCCAGUCAGCAUGGCGAGCGAGGACUUCCGCAGAUCAGGCGACUUCAACAGCAACCCGGCUCCCUCCUACACAUACACAAAGUUCAAUCUUCCUCGAGGCAGGCCCGUCGACCGACGAUCUGUUGGCGUUGAAGAUUUCUUCAAGAGGGAAAUCAAGUGGGACCAGGAAAACCAGCCCGGUAAGGCCCAGACGCGUCCGCCUUCGCCAGAAUCACCACCCCGUUCGUUUGAUCAAGCACGACUACAACGACCAAGUACAGACCAUGGAGCGCCCUCCCUCACUUCUAGCAAUAGUACUAUCCGCGCACGGACUGCCGGGUCUACUGCUGAAGUCACUGCCCAACAACACUGCGACAUGGGUCUUGAGCUUCAUGAGGCCGGCGAACUCCUCAAGUCUACCUACCACCUUCGUCUCGCAGCCCGAGCUGGCCUUCCGGAGGCCAUGUUCUGGUACGGUCUAGCUUGCCGACAUGGCUGGGGUAUGCGUGAGAACAAGGCCGAGGCAUUACAGUGGCUGCGACGCGCCGUCGACUCUGGCCAGCUUGAGGUUGCCGAUGACGAAGACCAAGACAAGCAAGGGCAACUGACCGACCUCAUGAAGAAGAAGAAGCACCGUGCCCAGUAUGCCGUGGCCAUCUAUGAGCUGGGCAAGUGCUAUGGAAACGGAUGGGGCGCUCCUACCGACAAGUCCCUUGCGCUUCGCUGCUACGAAAUUGCCGGUAACUGGGGCGAUGCUGAUGCUCUCGUUGAAGCUGGCUACUGCUAUGCUGAGGGAGUUGGUUGCAAAAAGAAUAUGAAGAAGGCUGCCAAGUUCUACCGUGCAGCCGAGGCCAAGGGUGUCAGCAUGGUCGGCAACAGCUGGAUCUACAAAGACAAAUACAUGGACGACGACUCCACCACCUCUGAUGCUCGCUCAGUCCGCUCUGGCCGUUCGGCAACCAAGGACCAUUCUGAGAAGAAGCCUCGCGACAAGAGCAGGACCCGUACCAUCUUCGGUCGCAAGAAGAGCUCUGCUUGA